CUCCCCUAUAAAACACAGCUAAAUAAAUGCAAUUUCUUUCAAAUUUCAAAUAAACCCAUUAAUUAAGUGGGUGGGUGCUCAACUCCGUAUACUGCUCUCUCUUGUUUUAGAAAAAUGGCCGCCGGCUAUUUCCAUCGGGCGGUACUAAUUGCCGUGGCCACGGCCAUCGCCGUCAUCGCUGGUGGCUGUCAUUCUGUGUGCUCGUACGAACGCCCGCCGGCGAAGGGCCCCGUUUUCGUAUCACUGGCUCAACAUCUCCCCUCCUCAUCUCCACAACAGGUGCACAUAUCACUGGCGGGGAAGGAUAAAAUGAGGAUAACAUGGAUUACAAAAGAUGAUUCUGCCGCCGCCGCGACGGUAGAAUACGGCACAUCUCCGGGAAAUUACACGUUUACUGCAAAUGGGAACACCACAAAUUACAAAUACUUACUGUACAAGUCCGGCGAUAUUCAUCAUGUCGUCAUUGGGCCGCUCACUCCCAGCACUGUCUACUACUACCGCUGUGGUGGCGGUGGCUCUGUCUUAAGCCCUGAGCACAACUUCACAACCCCACCCUCAAGAUUUCCGAUCAAAUUUGCCGUCGUAGGUGACCUUGGUCAAACGGAGUGGACCAAGUCAACCCUUGAGCACAUCGGGAAGUCAAACUACGACAUGCUUUUGCUGCCGGGGGACUUGUCCUACGCUGAUUUCUACCAGCCGUGGUGGGACUCGUACGGCAGGUUGGUGGAGCCACUAGCGAGUCGACGGCCGUGGAUGGUGACCCACGGCAACCACGACGUCGAGAAAAUCCCGGCCGUCCAUCCCGAGUCAUUCACCGCCUACAAUGCGAGAUGGGUCAUGCCCUUCGAGGAGAGCGGGUCCGAAUCGAACCUUUACUACUCGUUCGAGGCGGCGGGAGUACACGUCGUCAUGCUCGGCUCGUACACCGAUUUCGGAAACGAUUCGGCGCAGUUCAAGUGGCUGCAGUCGGACUUGGCGAAAGUGGACCGGACCAGGACCCCAUGGCUGGUUGCACUGGUGCAUGCGCCUUGGUACAACUCCAACAGUGCUCACCAAGAGGAGUACGAAGGCUACGCCAUGAAGGAAUCCAUGGAAGGUUUGUUGUUUCAAGCUAAAACCGACGUCGUCUUCUCAGGUCAUGUUCAUGCCUAUGAGCGCUUUACUCGAGUUUACAAAGACAAAGCCGACGGUUGUGGGCCGAUAUAUAUCACAAUUGGAGAUGGCGGAAAUCGUGAAGGUCUUGCAACCAAGUAUAUGGAGCAACCAAAAAUAUCAUUGUUCAGGGAAGCUAGUUUUGGCCAUGGAAUGCUAGAGGUGGUAAAUGCAAGCCAUGCAAAGUGGACAUGGCACCGAAAUGAAGACGAUGAAGAAAUCACGGCCGAUAGCGUGUGGAUAAGGAGCUUAUCUUCCAGCCUUAAAUCCUGCUAGCUAAUUGGAUGCAAUGAAAUAUAAAUGUGAUAACAUUAAUGUAGUACCAUAUUUUCAUAUUAAUACACUUGCGAUUGAUAGUAUCAUACGUAGUAUUAAUGUAAUUUCUAUAACACUUAUAAGGUCACAAAAAUUGAGAUUCAAU
This is a messenger RNA of Cuscuta europaea, 1573 nucleotides long. Lineage: Eukaryota; Viridiplantae; Streptophyta; Magnoliopsida; Solanales; Convolvulaceae. The record is from the annotation of a GenBank genome assembly.